UGGAGGGCUUUGUGCUCUAUUUUAUGGUAGAGGGCAACUAUACUAGACCUAUCCCUAUCUCGACGGACAUAAAGACUUCCUGUUGGAGAGCAGUGGUAGAGGAACUGUCCGAGUGCCAUUGUCAUUACUCGCGGCCUGUCCAUGGGCAUGAACGUUUGUGUGUGUGUAAAAACAAAGGAAUGUUGCAGAUCUUUCUGCCCCCAAGGCUGUCUUAUCUAUACAUUAGGAAGACUGUGUGCAGGAUUCCUGUUUUUUGUACUGUAAGAAGCAAUGUCUCCAUCACGCUUCGGCAGUAUUGCUUUCAUCUAUCCUGUCUUGGCUGGUAGAUGAAGAAUGUACAAUGGCAGGAGGAAGGGAACAGCUUUCUGGAGUGAAAUGCAACCCUGAUCAGUCAGUUUAGUUUCAAUGUUUGUCCUCUCGUCAAAACCGGAAAGGCAAAAAACAGCUGUUCAUCAGGACCUUGAUUAGCUGAGUAGAACCUUCAUUGACAGUUGGGGUGAUCUUCUGUCUGUAAAAGCACUAAUUCACGGCUGUUCUACUACAGUUCAAAACUUGACAUUUUGUCUAUACAGUUUACAAGCAUAGCUUAAAGCAGAAAACAAAAUUCCAAUAUCAGGUGACAGGUUUUACCCUUUAUUUUGUAUUUGCUGAGUGUCUUAAACUGCAGUAGGGAUUCUCUCUGGCUUUGACCGAGUUGAGAUAUACUAUUUGCUUGGUGACUGAAUGCAUACUGGUAAGGUAGGCAGUAAAACUGAGUCUUCAGAGGUUGGCUCUCUAGGUCUACUGUCUGAUAGAGAUGGGUAUAAAGUCUGCAGACUGAUAUUAUUUUAGAUGUCUAUCUAUGUCUCUUAUUUUAAACUGGCUAAUAAUUGAAAUGUUGAUUUACAAUAAUUUAGAAGUGCCUUCUACAUUUAAAGUGUCCUAGUAUACUUCACCUCUUUAGAAUACCAUGGUGAUUGAUUUAACAAGGUUCACCUUUUAAAAUGUAAUAUAUUGGAGAGGGAAGCAGGCUAAAGAUUUGCACAUGUCACCUUGGUUUACACUUCCCAGUAUAGAGUUCUACACCAUGUGUGCGAUUUAAACCAGAGAUCAACUCACUAGAGAAGCUUGGACAGGACACAAUAUGGAUGAGUAUACCAACCUGAGGCAGUGUGACAGUCAGUUGCAUAGAAGCUUGGUGUUAUUUUAUUUUAACUAGGUAAGUCCGUUAAGAACAAAUUCCUAUUUACAAUGACGGUCUACCGGGGAACAGUGGGUUAACUGCCUUGUUCAGGGGGCAGAACGACAUAUUUUUACCUUGUCAGCUCGGGGAUUCGAUCCAGCAAACUUUCGGUUACUUGGCCAACGCUCUAACCACUAGGCUACCUGAGUGUAGCCCACAAGGGAAAUAGCAAGUGGAAUAAUUUACCCGCUGCGCAACCUGGCUAUAGAAUGGUUUGUCCUAGUCGAGUCCCAUAGUGUUGUCCUUGCUUGCGAUUGGUCAUCUCCCAACUGUUACACAAGACAUGAACAUGAUUUGUGUAUGCAGCAUUUACCGCAUUUGUGUUGAGCAGAUUUUGCCUUACAGUUUACGUCAAAAGGUACUAGUGUAGUAAAUUAAACUGACCUCUACAUUUACAUGGUGUAAAUAAUGAGUGGUACAUCCUACAUGCAUUAAUUAUGGAAAAUGUAGUUUGACAAAGUACAUGAAGUCGUCCUAGCAGUGUAUUGGAAGUAUUGCAUACACUACAUAUCCUAGCUUGCACCGCGUCGACAGCAGUCGUGUGUUGGUUCUCCAAGAUGGCGUCGUUGGGAAGGAGGCGCGGUGUCCAAGUCAACAGGGAGAGGGGAGUGAUGGCGGCAACGGACUGCUACAUCGUUCACGAGAUCUACAAUGGGGAGAAUGCACAGGACCAGUUUGAGUACGAGCUGGAGCAGGCACUGGAGGCACAGUACAAGUACAUUGUGAUCGAGCCCACGCGCAUUGGCGACGAGACGGCCCGCUGGAUCGCCGUGGGCAACUGCCUGCACAAGAUGGCCGUGCUGUCUGGUACCGCCUGCCUCCUGACGCCGCUCUCACUACCGCCCGAGUACUCGCGCUACGUAGCACUGCCCACUGGUGCCCUCAGCGUGGCAUGCUCCACCCUCUAUGGAAUCUCCUGGCAGUUCGAUCCCUGCUGCAAGUACCAGGUGGAGUACAACAGCCAAAAACUCUCGCGGCUGCCCCUGCACACACUCACCUCCUCCACGCCAGUGGUGCUGGUGCGCAGGGACGACAUCCACAGAAAGAGACUCCACAACACGAUAGCGCUGGCCGCCCUGGCCUACUGCGCCAAGAAGAUCUACGAACUCUACGCGGUAUGAGCACACUCUGAAGAGGUUUUAAAAAUAUAUAUAUCAGGAAAAGGAGUCCGCCAAGUGGAAGCCAUGCGCACAGUCGAGGGUUUGCCCCUAGCCCCCCCCCCCACCCCACUUGAGCGGGUGCUUCAUUUUGAGCUGUUUGAUGGAUAUAGUUAAAUCUAGAAGGAAUUAUUUUUACCUUCUAAUUUUCUUUACUUGUAAGUGACAUCACCAGUGCACUUAUCCAUAUGGAACCCUUGUGCCUCUUCCCCGUCCCUGUACCCCUCAAUACACUAAGUUAGUGCACAAGGGUAGCUAAGUAAAACUAAAUAGACUGAAUCGUGUUGCAGUUGAAAUGGACAGACUUAAGUAUUACCAACAUUUGUCUAUUCCUUGUAGUUUACCUGUAUCCCUUUCUUGCUGAUCAGUACGUCACCCUUUCAUUAAACAUUAGUAUAUUUCAAA
Molecule: messenger RNA, 2784 nt
Organism: Oncorhynchus gorbuscha (pink salmon)
Lineage: Eukaryota; Metazoa; Chordata; Actinopteri; Salmoniformes; Salmonidae
Product: transmembrane protein 11, mitochondrial-like
Exons: 2
Coding region: 1780-2343 (187 amino acids)
Biological process (GO): inner mitochondrial membrane organization
Cellular component (GO): mitochondrial inner membrane
Source: RefSeq, a predicted model, not a curated record